AACGGCGUCGCUCCACGAAACCAUCGGUGCGGUUGCGUGCUCGCGCGGAGGAGAGAGAGAGAGAGGGGGGAGUGGAACCAAACCCUCGCUUCGUCGCCUCCUCCGGUAGUGGGGGAGGGGUGAGGCGUAGCGCGGCGCGCGGGACGGAGAGGACGAGCCGCCGGUGGAUCGGCCGGCCCCGACGAGACAGAGAAAAUCUAAGUUGUACAGCCUCAAAUUAUUCUUAGAAGCAGAAUUAUUCAAUGUGUCAAAGGUACAACUCCAUGUCCUUUGCUUUGAAAUUGAAUAUCACUUGCACAACAUGUCUUCUGAAUCUUCAGGCUAUAGUGAGAAUUGGCUUCCACAAUAACCCACAACCUUGAAAGCAGUGAUUAAGAUCUAUUAGAGUUGGACACAAUCUUUGGAACAUGAUUCAGUUCUGUUGUUUGUUUGACUCCACAUUGGGGGCACAUGCGGGAAUUAGUUUGACUAAGCCAAGUUUGAUCAGAUUGAUCACAGCCAUAUUUGAUAAGAUUGAUCACAUCUUAUGGCUGGACAUCAGUAUAACAAUUCCAAGAUGUCCCGCAUGGAUCAUAUGGACAGGCUAAACAAUGAACCUCCACCUUUUGGUCAAAAAUAUAUGCAUCCUAGGAGUGAUCCAGCUAAUGGAGCUGGAUCAUCUGGUUGUGUGGGUACAACAAUGAGAUCAAAUGAUCUUCCAUCUUCAAGUUAUGCUGGCCAAGCUUAUGGUCAGCAGAAUAGAGCUCCGGUGCAUGCUUCAUAUUCUGGCCAUGCGCCUGCUGGAAGCUCUAGUGGCAGCUAUGCACCAUACAAUACUCAACAUAUGCCUGCUUUAAACUAUCCACAUGGACUCGAGGAUAAUUUCAUUCCAAGUUCUCAUGUGGAUGGCAGAAGGGUUGCUUUGAAGAGAAGAAAUCCCAUCAAUCGUCCUACAGAUGGAUUUGGUGCUGGAAACUAUUAUGCUGGCAGCUCUUCCAAUCCUCAGUUCUCUCAUCCCAUGCCUCCAAAUCCUAUUCCACCACCUGAGACCUGUGUUCGAAUGCACUCACACGUAGGUUCGAGCCACUGGAAUGAUCAUUUCUAUGUUAAUCAUGAAGGAUCUCAGAGGAAUGUAAGAGGGCGACAUGAUCAUAGCUCUGUCCAUUUCGAACAAAAUCCAGCUACAGCUUGCCCAUCAAGCAACAUUAGUGUGCCACCCUACCAUCCAAAUGCAAAUGGUCCUUUUCGAAGCACACCAGUACAGCGUGACAGAGCUCCUUUAACUGUGCAUCCAAGGAUUCUUCCUCCAGGGACUGAUGGAAGUAGUAGCAUAGCAUUCCGAGAGAGGCCACACUAUCCUGCUCCGCAGAGCACCAACAUAAGUGCACCUGUGCCAACACUUCCUAGUUCUUGUGACAGUGCACCAUUUGCUCAUGGUGGGUAUGUUCCUAGAUCAGCUCAUUGUAACAACUUACGCACUUACCCCCCACCAGCUUUUGUGCCUUCCAACUCUGGGGUAGUCUCUAACUAUCCACCUGAGCCAGCUCUUCCUAGUUAUCCACCUGCUGCCCCUAGCUAUCCGCCUGCAAUUUCUGCAGCAUCAUCGAGUGUCCAGCCAUUUCAUGCUGAAGCUGCUGCAUCUUUGAGGCAUCCGAGGCAUGUAUCUGUGGGGCCCAGUGGUAGUGCAUGGAGUAGAAGGAUGAGAGAUUCAUAUCAUGGUUUUCAUCAUAUGAUGAUUGAGGACAACAAUUUGGGAAGAUCAACCGCUGAGCGGUUUAUGAUGUUGGAUCAGUUAGUUAUCCAUGAAUCAAGAGAGGCAUUCGAUCCUCAUUGGGACAUGAGACUGGACAUUGAUGACAUGAGCUACGAGGAGCUUCUGGCUUUGGAAGAGCGCAUAGGAAAUGUGAACACUGGCCUCGCUGAUGAAAAAAUUUCAGGCUGUGUGAUGGAGAUAGCCUGCUGCAGCAACAGUCAUUUGCAGGAUCAGGACACUGAAAGAUGCGUAAUCUGCCUGGAGGAAUAUAAGCACGAGGACUCCCUUGGGAGGUUGAAAUGCGGCCACGGGUUUCACUCCAACUGCAUCAAGAAGUGGCUGCAGCUGAAGAACACCUGCCCAGUUUGCAAAGCAGCUGCCGCAGAUGACUUCAGCUGAUGAGGGACCAAUUUGAUCUGCCCCUCCAUUUAUAUGACGUAGUUGUUCAGGUCAGGCCGAAUUAUGCCUGCCUUCGUUGCUCCGCGAUCUGGGCUCUUGUGAAUAAGUUAUCUCGAAAUGGAAUUAAUUUGUGAGUCAAGACUAUUAAAAACUCAACCCAAAACAUGCUGUCAUGUGUGCAAUGUAAAUCUUUCAAGUUCGUCGA
Oryza brachyantha (malo sina) is the source of this 2336-nucleotide messenger RNA. Its product is annotated as E3 ubiquitin-protein ligase MBR2-like. The coding region runs from base 527 to 2131 and encodes 534 amino acids. The record is from RefSeq and is a predicted model, not a curated record. The transcript has 9 exons. Gene Ontology annotation, molecular function: ubiquitin protein ligase activity. Lineage: Eukaryota; Viridiplantae; Streptophyta; Magnoliopsida; Poales; Poaceae.